AUGGAACUCAACUGGCCCUCUAAGACACCUCCGUCUUUUGGCUCUGUGACAGAGAGCUCACCAUCGCUUUCGUCCUCAUUUGAAUUCGUGGAUCUCCCGAGAGAAGAUCGUAUUCCAUGUGGACUGCCGCUACCAGAAAGUACUUUCAUGGGCCCUCUGCCAGACAAGGAUAUCGCUGCGGAGGCCAGUGUUGCACCGCUCAUUGCAGAUCAUCUAUCAGGAAGCAGCAACAUCGACACUUCAUUUCAGUAUCCAAUGGGCACGGAGACUGAGUCUUGGCCUCCCCAAUAUUACCCAGACAGACUAGCAUGGCCAGCUUUCACAACGCUGCCAUCCUGCUCAUGGCCAAUGCCCGAUGAUUUAGGAAUCAGCAGCCCCGAGACUCAGUCUAUAGCUCCCCACCACUUCUCCUCUAACAAUGUUUUACCAUCGCACAACAAUCUUGACAACAUCCCUGCAGCACGGCCAGAUCAACCAGAAUACCCCGCAGUCACAUCCCUAGGAAUGGGGACCUGCCAGCCCCAGCCUACCAACAUACUACAAACUUACACUGGUCUACCAGCUAUGCCUGAUUGCACCGUAUCAUUCCCUACUCUCGACCUGUCAGCUCCCUAUCCAAACCCCCCACAACCCCAAAACGAGAACCACGCCAUAGAAGCGAGUCUACACUACAGCGACGCUCGCAACGUACUACUCAUUGAGUGGAAGCGAGCCGGACUAUCCUACAAAGAUAUCAAACGCAUGGGUGGCUUUAAGGAAGCUGAAUCGACUUUACGCGGACGGUUCCGAACCCUCACCAAGGCUAAAGAGCAUCGUGUGCGAAAACCCAAGUGGCUCAAGAGCGAUAUUCAACUCCUCUGCGAAGCAGUGGCUCAAUGUGCGAGCCCGGCUUCCCCGUCUGGUUCCAGAUAUACAUCCCUCACGCAAGCGAACAUGAACUUGACAAUGACUGGACAGCCACCCAAGGUAUCGUGGAAGAAGGUGGCGCAGUAUAUUUGGAGUCACGGAGGAUCUUAUCAAUUUGGGAAUGCGACUUGUAAGAAGAAAUGGUGUGACAUUCACGGGAUCAAGAUAUGA
Molecule: messenger RNA, 1077 nt
Organism: Penicillium brasilianum
Lineage: Eukaryota; Fungi; Ascomycota; Eurotiomycetes; Eurotiales; Aspergillaceae
Source: the annotation of a GenBank genome assembly